AUGGAGAAUCAGAUGGAUAACAAUUUUACUUGGGUGAUAAAAAAUUUCACCGAUUUACCAUCCAACAAAAUAUAUUCUGAUGAAUUUGUGGUUGGUGGCUGCAGAUGGCGUCUUCUGGCCUAUCCCAAAGGAAACAAUAAGCCUGAUCAUUUCUCUCUGUUUGUCGACGUUGUUGAUCCUGAAUUAUUGCCUCUUGGAUGGAGAAGACACGCUAAAGUUUUCCUUACAAUAGUAAAUCAAUAUUCCGAUAAACUGUCCCUAGUUAGAGAAGCAAAGCAACACUGGUUUGGUGAGAAUCUUUCUAACUGGGGGUUUCAAGAUAUGAUUACCCGUACCAAACUUCAUGCCGGAGAAGGAUUUAUGGUGAAUGGAGAAGUCAUAGUUGCUGUCAAUGUUAAAGUUCUUGAAGUUGAAGGUCAAUUAGAUGUGUCAGAAGAAACUUCACCAGCAAUGGAAACCACAUAUGUCAAUGGGUUUCAACUUCUUCCUUCACAGGUCCAAUCUGUGAACCGGUUGUUUGAAAGACACCAAGAUAUUGCAAAAGAAAUUCGUACGAAGAAUCCAUAUUUGAGGACGGGGUACAUGACUGUCCUCCUAAGCUUAACCGAGUCGCUGAGUCAGUCGCCUACGGAAAUCUCUAAGGGUGAUCUUGCAGAUCAAUAUGCUGCUCUUGCAUACUUGAAAGACGCGGGGUUCGAGUUGGGUUGGUUGGAGAAGAAACUUGAUGAAGUAAAGGAGAAGAAGGAGAAAGCAGAGGAUUGUUUGGCACGGCUUCAAGAAAUGGAGGAACAAAUCAACCCAUUGAAGAGGAAGUACACUGACAUGGAAGCUCAAAUAGAUAAGGUGAGAGCUGAGUUAUUGGCAGCUGGAGCUCCUGUCUCCUUGUACGAUGACAAAGCAGUCUGA
This is a messenger RNA of Microthlaspi erraticum, 906 nucleotides long. The record is from the annotation of a GenBank genome assembly. Lineage: Eukaryota; Viridiplantae; Streptophyta; Magnoliopsida; Brassicales; Brassicaceae.